CGUUACAAUUAUUAAUGCAAGAGUGCAUCCAAAUGUACCUUAAACUUUCAAAAUGUUGCUCGUAGGACUUAACUUAAAAAACUACUGUUCAUUUUCUUCUCCUCCUCUCUAAGUCUACUAGUUGUGAUACACUAGAUAUCCAACUCAACCUUUUUUCCUUUCAACCAUUUCAUCAAACAAUUUACAGGCAUCGUUCCGCAUCACUAUAAUAGUGUAUUUCUCAUUUAGUGAAUUCCUAUUUUUACUUUCUUCGAUAAAUUUCUCUUUCUGAAACAAAAAUAAAAGAGAGCCAAUACUGUUAGUGAUGCGAAGAGUAAACCCAUUUUUCCCUUCACUCUCAAUGUUUAAUAAAAUUCCAUUUUCUUUGAUUUGUCGCAAUAGAUUCCAUCCGACUUUAGGUCGCAAUUGUCAUUUAUUGGCCAAACCAGUUAGUAUUUCAAAUGUUAAUGUAAAUUUCUUUGCUGUUGAUAAAAUAAGAAAUUUAUCUGUGGUUGCUACUGCUGCGAAAUCACCCUUGAAUACGUCUACUACUAAGGAAAUGUCCAACAAAGCAAGAAGGAAAUUACAGAGGGAAUCACCUGAGGGUCUGCUUAAAUUUAAGCUUGAUAUGUGCUCGAAGCAUGGUAAACUUAAAGAAGCUCUUUGUUUGUAUGAUGAAGGCAGUAGUAACGGGGUUAGUCUAAAGCUGCACCAUUACAAUGUGCUGCUUUACUUGUGUGCUCGUGAAGCGAGUGGCGAUGGCGGCGAGGUGAAUGAGUUGAAGGAAUUAGGGCUCAAGAGGGGUUUUGAGAUAUUUCAGAAAAUGAUUUCUGAUAAAAUUUCUCCGAAUGAGACUACUUUUACAAGCAUGGCGAGGUUGGCAGUGGCAAGAGAAGACCCGGAUAUGGCUUUUGAAUUGGUGAAGCAGAUGAAGAGCCUUGGAAUUCCACCGAAACUGAGGUCAUAUGGGCCGGCUUUGUUUGGAUUCUGUGAGAAGGGGAAUGCAGAGAAAGGAUACGAAGUGGAUGCUCACAUGGCUGAAUCCGGGGUGAUGCCUGAAGAGCCUGAGUUUUCUGCUCUUUUGAAAGUUAGUGUUGAUAGAAAGAAGGUGGAUAAGGUGUAUGAGAUGUUGCAAAGGUUACGAGCCACAGUGAGGCAGGUCUCAGAAUCAACACUUCAAAUUAUUGAGGAUUGGUUUAAAUCAGAGGAUGCGGCAAAAGUUGGGGCUGAGAGUUGGGAUGUGAAGAAGAUAAAGGAAGCAGUUGUAGGUGGAGGAGGAGGGUGGCAUGGGCAAGGGUGGCUGGGAAAUGGGAGAUGGAGGGUAGUGAGGACUAAAAUGACUAAGAAUGGUUUGUGUCAGUCCUGUGGGGAGAAGCUUGUUUGCAUUGAUAUUGAUCCGAAAGAGACUGAAAAUUUUGCUAUCAAAUUAACUGAAUUGGCAUGCCAUAAAGAGGUUAAAGCUGAUUUUGUUCAGUUCCAGGAGUGGCUGAAGCAGCAUGGACCAUUUGAUGCAGUUGUAGAUGGUGCAAAUGUGGGUCUCAUCAAGGCAGAUACUUUCAAUUUUUACCAGCUUAAUAAUGUUGUAAAUCAAUUACGACAAAUGAGUCCAUCAAGAAGGUCUCCACUCGUUAUUUUGCAUCAAAGUCGGGUAACUGGUGGUCCUGCUAGGAUUACCAAUAACAGGAAUUUGUUAGAGAGUUGGAAAAGGGCUGGGGCACUUUAUGCUACUCCUCCUGGAUCAAAUGAUGAUUGGUAUUGGCUAUAUGCUGCUGUUAGUUGCAAGUGUUUACUAGUGACAAAUGAUGAAAUGAGGGACCACUUAUUCCAGUUAUUAGGGACUUCCUUUUUCCCAAGAUGGAAGGAAAAGCAUCAGGUUCGAUUAUCUAUGACAAGAAAUGGUCUUAUGCUUCACAUGCCUCCCCCAUACUCUAUUGUUAUUCAGGAGUCAGAAAGCGGUAAUUGGCAUGUUCCUCCCAUCACAGACAAUGAUAUUUUGAAUCCCAGACAGUGGUUGUGUGCAAGUAGAAGUAGAACCAACAAAACAUCGUAACUGCCUGGAUUUGAACAAGCAAUCUACAUGAACUGGAAAAUCAGAAGGGAGAGAAACAUGUAUUUUGAGGUUAGAUGUUGCAAUUUAAUUUACACAUUUAUGUAUUUGAUUCUCGUCUAAUUCAUCUUGUAAUGAAUUUUGCUGUAAAAUUUAAAGAAAAAAAAGGGUAAUGGAAAUGCAUUUGGUAGAGAAAAUAUUUAUUAUGACAAAGACUGUUUUAAUUCAAAUGGUCUUGGCCUUCGCAUGGAGAGGUGGGUAU
Molecule: messenger RNA, 2288 nt
Organism: Durio zibethinus
Lineage: Eukaryota; Viridiplantae; Streptophyta; Magnoliopsida; Malvales; Malvaceae
Gene: PRORP1
Product: proteinaceous RNase P 1
Biological process (GO): tRNA 5'-leader removal
Molecular function (GO): protein binding; ribonuclease P activity
Source: RefSeq, a predicted model, not a curated record